Paramecium tetraurelia is the source of this 1851-nucleotide messenger RNA. RefSeq lists its product as uncharacterized. The record is from RefSeq and is a predicted model, not a curated record. The transcript is spliced from 7 exons. Gene Ontology annotation, cellular component: intracellular anatomical structure; catalytic step 2 spliceosome. Gene Ontology annotation, molecular function: RNA binding; ATP binding; ATP hydrolysis activity. NCBI's taxonomy places the organism in Eukaryota, Ciliophora, Oligohymenophorea, Peniculida, Parameciidae. Gene Ontology annotation, biological process: spliceosomal complex disassembly.
AUGCUUAAUGAAUUUAGAACGUAGUUGCCGAUAUUCUAAUUUAGAGAAAAAAUCAUCAAAUCAAUAAGAGAUAAUUAGGUGAUAAUUAUAGCAGGUGAAACAGGUUGUGGUAAAACAACACAGAUCCCUUAAUAUAUUUAUGAAAAUGAUCCAAAUGUAAAAAUAGCAGUCACUCAACCUCGAAGGUUAGCAGCUAUGACUCUGGCAGAAAGAUGUUCAUUAGAAAAAUAGACCAAAUUAGGAUAAUUAAUUGGAUAUAAUGUCAGAUUUGAUGAUUGCACAAGUAAAGAAACAUAAAUUACAUUUUUGACUGAUGGUAUGCUCAUCAGAGAAUUCAUAAUUGGUAUUUUUGUGGAUUAUAAAGAUCAAUAAUUAAAACGAUAUGAUGUUAUUAUAAUCGAUGAGGCUCAUGAAAGGACUGUAUAAUCAGAUUUGUUAUUGGGUUUGUUAAAAAACUUAUGCAGAAGAAGAAAAUAAUUGAAAGUAAUUUUGAUGUCUGCAACUAUGUAAAUUGAGAAGUUUGCAAAUUACUUAGAAACAGAAGCAAUUCACAUAAUUGAAGCAAGAACUCAUACAGUUGAUGUAUUCAAUGUUCCAAUAAGGCAAUAGGAUUAUGUGGAAUCCAUGGUCAACACAAUAUUAUAAUUACAUUUUACUUAACCUGAAGGAGAUAUUCUGGCAUUUUUAACAGGUUAAGAAGAUAUUGAAGACGUUAAAGAAAUUCUUAUAGAGAGAAUGAAAAUAUCAAAUCAAGAAAAAUAAUUAGAUGUUAAAAUGCUAUAUUCAGCUUUGCCUCCUGAAGUAUAACUUGAAGCAUUUCAAAAAUCUGUUCAUAGAAAAGUAGUCUUGGCUACCAAUAUAGCUGAAACUUCAAUAACAAUCGAUGGUAUUGUCUAUGUUGUUGAUUGUGGUUAUGUGAAGAUUAGAUCCUUUCAAAUAGGGAAAGCUAUUGAUACCUUAUUAUUGGCUCCAGUUUCAAAGGCUUAAGCAGAAUAAAGGGCAGGAAGGGCAGGGAGAUAGAGAUAGGGACAAUGCUAUCGUCUUUAUACUCAAUAAACUUAUGAAAGAUUAGCAAAAUACAUGUUACCUGAAAUCUUGAGAGUGAAUCUAUUAUCAGUAAUACUUUAAAUGAAGGCAAUUGGAAUUUAAAAUGUAUUAACCUUUGACUUAAUUGACAGACCUGACAUGGAAUUAAUGCUUGCCAAUCUAAAUCAAUUAGUAAAAUUGAAGGCCUUGGAUUCUGAGUUUAAUUUGACAGAGCAUGGAAAAAACAUGUCUAGCUUGCCUUUGGAACCUUAAUUUUCUCAUUUUUUAAUAAAAGCAUAUGAAUGUGGCAUAUUCGAUUUGGCAUUAAAUUCAAUUUCGAUAUUGCAAGUGGAAAAUUUGUUCUACUUUUAGAGGGGGACCAAAGAGAGCAUGUAGAAAAUCUUAGCUAAAUUUAAAAUUGCAAAUUCUGAUCAUUUGACGAAAGCCAAUAUAUUAAGGAAGUACGAAGAGACUUAAAAUAAAAAAAGCUUUUGCAAAGAGAAUUGUCUAAAUCAUAAGACUUUGCAAAAGGCAAUGAGUGUUAAGCAACAAUUAAAGGACUAUAUGAAAAGAAUCAUUAAGAAAGAAUUUGAAAAAGAGGAUUAUGACAAAUUUAAAUAAGUGCUCUCUGAGGCUUUAAUGUUUAAACAUGCAGUAUAUUCUCCUUCUGAUUAAGCCUACAAAUUAAAACAAACAAAUUAAUUAGCUUAUAUUCAUCCAGAAUCUGUAUUAUUCAAUUAAAAACCUAAAUAUGUCAUUUACAAUGAAGUCAUCUUAACUAAGAAAGUAUAUUUAAGAGAUGUUACUGAGAUUGAUGAAUUAUGA